This is a messenger RNA of Rhopalosiphum maidis (corn leaf aphid), 1168 nucleotides long. RefSeq names its product armadillo repeat-containing protein 7. Gene Ontology annotation, molecular function: protein binding. The transcript is spliced from 2 exons. The record is from RefSeq and is a predicted model, not a curated record. The coding region runs from base 150 to 1058 and encodes 302 amino acids. NCBI's taxonomy places the organism in Eukaryota, Metazoa, Arthropoda, Insecta, Hemiptera, Aphididae. Gene Ontology annotation, cellular component: mitochondrial matrix.
AUCCUGCCAAUAAAGAUUAUAUUAUUGGAAAUGGUGGUAUCCAAAAAAUAGAAAAAAAUUUAAGUAUAAAUGAUGACAAUAUAAUACUUUCCUGUAUUACAACUCUUAUGUACUUGUAUGCUCCAGAAAUAAAAACAGGUUUUUGAACAAUGAGAGUGCCAAUGAAGAUAGCACGUUUAUUUUCUACAGCUUCAUUCAAACCUAAGUUAGAACUUUUAAGCAAUAAAAGUCUAAUACAAAUCAAUGGCGAUGGCAUGUAUGAUUAUUGCCAGGGUUUGAUGACUAAUGAUAUUUUCAAACUAAAAACUGAAAAAUCUUUAUAUUCUAUGAUAUUGAAUUCAAAAGGCCGUGUGUUAUAUGAUUGUUUGAUUUAUAAAGUGGAUGAUAAUAUACUACUGGAAUGUGAAAAAGAUGUUGCAAGUGACUUAAUCAAAUACUUAAAAAUGUACCUACUAAGAAGAAAACUCAAUAUUAACAUAUUAGAAAAUACUAGUGUUUGGGCAUUAUUCAGUUCGACGCCUCUAGACAUGAAACUGAAUUCUGUCAGUGUUUUUAAUGACCCACGUCUGCCCAUUUUAGGUCAAAGAAUUAUCUCUGAUAAGACUUCAGGCAUUAGAAAUGAAAUAUUUUUGGACGAACGUGAUAACAAAUUUACUUAUCAACAAUGGAGAUAUUCAAAUGGUGUUGCAGAAGGCAAAGAAUUACUAAAAGGGCUAUCUUUUCCAUUAGAAAUGAACUGUGAUUAUUUAAAUGGUAUAAGCUUUAAUAAAGGCUGCUAUGUUGGACAAGAACUGACGGCAAGGACUUAUCAUACUGGAAUUACAAGGAAAAGAAUAAUGCCUUUAGUUUUUGAUGAUACGCCCACCGGAUUGGAUUUGAAUGCUGAUAUUUACAAUGAAUCUGAUUUAGGUGCUAAAAGACCACCUGGAAAAUUGAGAGGAUUGUGUGGAAAAAUUGGUAUUGCACUUUUAAGAAUUGAUGAAUGUUUAAAAGUAGAACGAUUAAUUGUGGGUGGAUUCACAGCUAAGACAUUUAUUCCAAAUUGGUGGAAAACAUAGUACGGUUUAGUCAUGUUGAGUAAAUUUAGAUAUACAAUGUAGAAUAUUUUAUAUACAUUAUUAUACAUUAUACAAUUGAAUUUCUUAAAACUACUGUGAUAAUUAAUAUA